Messenger RNA from Diachasmimorpha longicaudata, 1601 nucleotides. It is a transcript of the gene Vps24, whose product is annotated as charged multivesicular body protein 3. Gene Ontology annotation, cellular component: ESCRT III complex; multivesicular body. The transcript has 4 exons. The record is from RefSeq and is a predicted model, not a curated record. Gene Ontology annotation, biological process: late endosome to vacuole transport; protein transport; endosome transport via multivesicular body sorting pathway. The coding region runs from base 105 to 767 and encodes 220 amino acids. Lineage: Eukaryota; Metazoa; Arthropoda; Insecta; Hymenoptera; Braconidae.
CUCUACUCCUAGUUUACCCCUUCGGCGAAUUUCCUGAACAUCGUCGUAGAAAACGUAGACAACUUCAGGUGGGACCGUUAUCAUAGCAAUAAAACGUCAAAAUAAUGGGGCUUUUUGGGAAAUCUCAGGAGAAAAAUCCCAAAGAUCAGGUUAAUGAAUGGGCUCAUAAACUACGAAAGGAAGGUUAUCAGUUGGAUCGUCAGGUUAGAGCCAUUCAACGUGAGGAGGAAAAAGUGAAACGUUCGCUGAAAGAUGCAGCUAAAAAAGGCGACAAAGAUGUUUGUAAAGUUCUCGCAAAGGAGAUUAUUCGUGCCCGGAAAGCCUGCAACAAAAUUUAUACAUCAAAAGCUCACUUGAAUUCAGUAACACUACAAAUGAAAAAUCAAUUGGCAACGAUACGAGUCGCUGGUUCAUUGUCAAAGUCAACAGAAGUUAUGCAAGCAAUGCAAUCGCUUAUUAAAGUACCUGAAGUGGCAGCAACAAUGCGGGAAUUGUCCAAAGAAAUGAUGAAAGCUGGAAUAAUCGAGGAAAUGCUCGACGAAACUAUGGACUCGGUCGAGGAUUCGGAGGAGAUGGAGGAUGAGGCGGACGAGGAAGUGGACAAGAUUCUUUGGGAGUUGACGGCCGGACAACUUGGCACAGCUCCGGCACUUGUGAUGGAAACCCCAGGAACGUCAACGUCGACGGAAGAAAAAUCCGAAGAAGUCGAGGAGAACGAUAAAGAACUUGAAGAUAUGAGAACUAGAUUACAAAGUCUACGUGAAUAGUUUAUUCGUUCUUGUGUCUUUAUUUUGCACUUCAACGUUGCUUCGUCCAUCUACUUCACCGCAGUUUUAUUUGUCAAUCAGUAUUCGAUAUUUCGGAGAGUGAUAACACAGUAAUGAAGUGGUAAAACGAGAUAAGUUGACUUAUCUCACUUAAUUUUUCGAGCAAUAUCUACGAAUCUAAGGAAGUGCUCCAAGUGGGGGAAAGUGAUCAUUUUGCAGAAACUUUUUUUAAUUAUUUCGCCAUAAAAAUUUGAACAAAAACUGUCGAGUAAAUAUUCUACACAAAACCUUAAUGAGAAUUUUGCUGACUUCCUUAGAUUCUCAGAUAUUCAUUAAAAAACUGUUCAAUAAUCAAAAGUAAUUUAUCUCUUUUUAUCCCUUCGCUACAAAAUUCUUAUUUCUUCAAUAGUUUUCUUCUCUAUUGAGUUUUUUCUGAAGCUGGCUUCACGUUAAAAGAGAUGAAUACAUUCUACGCUUGCUUCGUCAUUUAAUUAACUCUAAAUGCAGUGAAACAUUCGUAAUUUGGCUGUAACGAUCUUCGGAGAACCAAAAAGGGGGGAAAUUGGGACGCAUCUAUUUUUUAUAGAUGAUUGUAUUUGCGUAACAUGUGAAUGAGUGCAAAUUAAUUCAAUAUGAAUAAAUGUAAAUAAUAUUUAUUGACUCCAUGAAAUAUAUUAUGGAGUUCUACUCAAACAAUUAUGACGUGGAGGAAUAUAAUUGGAUAUGUUUUUUAAUAUCGCAAAUAAAUUCUUCUGGUGUGCAUUGGCAGUAACUGUAAUCCGCUGUAUAGUAUAAUCCGUAUGGAAAAAAAUCAGUAAAGAAAUUCUCACAUUU